UUUUUUUUUUGUUUGUUCGUUGUGAAUCAGUGAGUGUAUCUGUGUUCGAACGCUGGUGGUAUAUCUGAACCGAGCCGAGUGGCGAGCGAGCCGGUGUUGAGGCUUAAAAUUAAAAUCAAACUUUAAAUGAAUUUCAGUUACGUUUGAAACUUUUACCCAGCCAGUUGUGUGUGCGUUUUCCCCCAAAAAAAAUACAUUUCUGGUUCCGAAAAUCGAGACAACAUCUUUUGGAAUGGCCAAAAACUAAACGACAAGAAAAUUAUUACAGCUCGUCCGUCGUCCAGACAAAAAAAAAAGUGAUUAAGCUGACCAGCUAGGCGGGCACACAAACGUCCGACACAACAACGUUGUUUGCAUAUUUAAAUUGUGGCAGAUAGAAACAAAAAAAAAAAAUAAAUAAAAAAGAAAAGAAAAAGCCAAGCAGAAAUAGAUAUCUUUCAAACAUUUUGAGAAUUUUAAAUAGUCCAUCAUCAAAAAAAAACCUUGAUUGUCAUCAAAUACGAAAAAAAUACGAAAUUUGUAACAUUUUUUAUGUGUGAUUUUUUUUUGAAAAGAAAGUGAAAAUUCUCUCUGAGAAUUUUGUGAAUAAAAAUUCAGAAACAAGUGUGUGUGUGUCUGUCUCGUUAGAUCGAUCGGUCAUUGACUGCUGUUGACGGCUGUAAACGUUUCCAGUGGAUAUUUAUUGCAAAGUUCGUUCGUUCGUUUAAAAUGAAAGUUUUGUCGGUGGUGCUUCUGAGCACCCUGUGCUGCUGGGCAGCUGUAAAUGCCCAAGGAUUUAAUAACCCCAAACAACGCGGAGCUAAUGAUGUGUUCGUGGGAUGUAUUGGAUUACCAACCGAUGACAAGAUUUGUUUGCACAUGCCUCCCUUUCACAAUCACUUCCGUCGCCAAUUGAACGUACAACAGCAUAUUUUGAGCGAUGUCCAUCAACAUCAUACCCAGCCAAGACAAAAUCAAGGUCUUUUCUUGCAACAAUCGCCCAGUGUUGAGGUUCCACUGCCACAAACCCAGCAGCAAAGAAAUCAUCAACGAUUCCCGGCAUCGGGACCCAAUCCCUUCAAUGGCGGUAAUCAACAAUUCCAGAGAUCAACCCACAAUCAAGUGCAUGUUCCCCUGCAACCACAGCAACAACAACAGCAGCAGCAACAUCACUAUCAACCUCAGCAACCCCAACAAUUCCAACAUCCCCAACAAAUACAGCACCAACAACAGCAACAACCUCCUGCCGCCGGUGGCCAACUUGAUCUACAUCAACAAAAUUUCCUAGCUUUACGAAACUUUGCCAGCCAAUCUAUUGGUCCCCAACAAAGCCCCCCUCAACGUUCGUACAAUAAUAAACCCUUCCAGUCCCAGCCAGGUUUGCAACAACCUCAAUAUUCCACCCUGCCCAAUGAAGCCUACCAACAACAGCAGCCGACUUCCAAUUUUGCCAUAGGUCCACAAAUUCUACCACAAACCCAACAAAAGUUGCCCAUUCAGGCCCCAGUACCAACAUUCCAGACUCAUGCCGCACCCCAAAUUCCCUUCUCUACCGUACCACAAUUCUUCCAGCAACAACAGCAUCAACCUACUCUCCAGACAACCCAACAAACAUUUUUGCCACAGACCCAACAAAAGUUACCCCAGGUUGAACAAAACCAACAAUUUGCCUUGACUCCCAACUUGGGUAUACCCGUACCCAAUAUAUUCCCCAAUUUGAGAGCCAAUGUCAAUGUCAAUACCUACAACCAACAACAACAGCAGCAGCAACAACUUCAUCAUCAACAAAUUCAACAGCAGCAGCAACAACAAUUUGGACCUCAAACUUUCCCUGACUUAAGACAGCCCGCCUCUCCCGAGCAGGAAUACAAACAAAAGUUGAUCCAGAAACACGAACAAUUCGUCCAGAAACAAUACGAAAAAUCCCAAAAUAAGGUCAAGCAACAACAUGCCGAAUUUGUGGCCAAGCAGCAGACUAUUAAGCAGCAAGUUUUACCCACCAUAAUUGGCGGUAAUCAACAACAACAGCAGCAGCAAGUCUACAGCAAUCAACAACAAUCGGUGAACUAUAAUCCACCUCGUAGCCGUCCCGUAGGACCAUCAGAGCUACCUUCCUUUGCCUCGGCUGUCCAACAAUACUACAAGGAACACCCAACUACUACCACCACGACAACAACAACUACAACAACCACAACCACACCAUCUGCCCCACCAGCCAGCAAGACCAACUCCAAGUCCGCCUAUGGCCAACUGAAAGCAGAAUUGGGUAAAUAUGGACAAAAGACAACAGCCAAGAAACCAGUGAAAACUUUCGGACGUGAUGAGCUUUUGAAACAACUUAAGGCCGCCUUGGCGGAAACACCUCAAAAGGAAUUGGGAAAUAAGACCUACGAAGAAAUGGAUUUGGUCUUGCCCAAUGGAGAACGUGUCCAGGUUAUCCGUACCACUGAUCCCAAUUUGGUCAAGGGUCAGCAAUCCUAUACCCAUGAUCAAUUGCAAAGCUUGUUUGGUGAUCAAAACAUUGAAGCUGUUGUGGGAGGAGGUAGUUCCUCCAGUGGAAAGUUGAGUCUAAGCGAUAUUGCCCCAGAAACCAAAAAAGAUUUGGUUCUUCCCGGCGGUGGCAAGGUACAAAUUCUAAGAUCACCCGACCCACAAGAGACCGUAGAUCCACAAAACUUACCAGGUGGUGUAGAUCUUUCCAGUCUGGCCUCACUGUACGGGGGCAGUGUGGAAGGUGUGUCCAAUGGUGCCAAUAGCAUAGCCAGCACUGCUGUUAUACAGUCGGACUCCGAUGAGCCACCAUCUCUAGAGGAAUUAGCUAAACGUGGUCUGAUCCCAGAGGGUUAUGAAAUUGAAGGUUUGAGUUCACCCUCGAAACCCAAGGCCCAACCUAAGCCAGCACCCACUUUACCACCCAAGAAAAAGGCCACCUAUGUUUAUUUGGAAGAACAGGCUGAUGGUAGCUUCAAAAUCCAGGGAGUAAAGGCCAAUGGCGAAAAGGAAACCAAACAGACAGGAGCUGAAGUGGAAAGCAUCUUGGAACGCAUACGCAGCGGAGAUAUUAAAUUGCCACCCUCGGUGACCCGCUUGACUUUGCCCAAUGAUGAAGUGGUGGAAAUUGAAUCGGGCAAUAUUGUAAAGACCACCAAGAAGCCACCAACUACAACAAGCACAACUACCACAACAACAACCACUACCACCACACCCAGACCACAGCCAGCAUCAGCCACCAGGGCCACAACCUAUAGACAUCAUUACAAUUUCAAGACCACCAAUGCCUAUCAUCCCUCAACCACCACCCAUGCACCCUAUACCCAUCGGGCCAGCACUCGACAUUAUGAUCAUCAUGCUGUGUACAGGCCAACAUCAGCCUCACGUUACACCACAGUGGGUACACCAACUCCGGCAGUUGUGUCCUCAACUCCCUAUGACCCCAUCACCGAACAUUAUGUCGAAACAACCGUUGAUGAUCAGCAAGCUGUCCAAUACACCGACACUUUGGUUGAAGAAACUGAACACAAAGAAAAAUCUUCAGAUGUUGAUUCGCAAUCGGCAAUUUCCAUGGCCUUGAGUAGCCCGGCCUCAGCAACAGCCUCCACAACAACAACCACAGUCUCAGGAUCAAGUUCCAGCUCAAGCUCCACCACGACAACGACAAAUGCCAGUGAAGAUUUAAUACAAAUCCUCAAAUCGAAUGGAUUAUUUGCCAUGGCCAAAUAUCUAAGACAAUCGGGAUUGGAUAGUAUUCUAAAUGAAACUGGACCCUAUACGAUAUUCGUGCCCACCGACAAAGCUUUCAAGAAUUUGUUGGUGCAACUAGGAGGUCCGGAAAGAGCAGAAGAGAAAUUCAAGGCCAAUCCAAGACUACUAAGUGGGCUUUUAUUGCACCACGUUAUCCCCGGAGCUUUUGACAUUGCCACCCUGCAGGAUGAGAUGACUGGUGUUUCUUUGGCCGGUACCCAAUUGAGAGUCAAUCAAUACAACAUGCAUGACCAAGAAUGGAAUGAUGUUACACUAACAACCAUCAACGGAGCCAUGGUGGUGCUCAACAAAAAGGACAUUAAAAUACCCCAAGGCAUUGCGCAUGCCAUCGAUCGUGUUAUGUUCCCCUUACCUGUGGGCGAUUUAUUGCAGACUCUACAAUCGGAUAGAGAAAAUCGUUUCUCCACAUUCUUGAAGAUUUUGUACACCUCUGGUUUAUCUGAGAAAUUGCAAAGUAAAGGCAUUAAAACCUACACUGUCUUUGCUCCCGUCGACAAGAGCUUUAAUGACUUUGAAUCGGAUACUUUGGAAAAACUAAUGAAUGACAAGGAGGUGGCAGAAGAAUUCGCCAUGAAACACAUUGUUCCCGGAACUUUGUUCUCGGCUGGUAUGCGUUUCUAUCAAGUCAAGGACUCAUUGCUGACCGGUAAAACAGUUAUCUUGCAAAAGACCUCAGCUGGCAAAAUUAAGGUCAACGAUGCCCAGAUGAUCACCUCAAACAUACCAGCCACAAAUGGCGUCAUUCAUGCCUUGGAUGGAGCGCUGGCGUGAGCUUCAAGCGUCAAUUAAUUUAAACAAAAACUAGUGUUUUAAGCUCUAAACUUAAGCUCAUCUAUGAAAAAAGAGAAACAAAAAUUUAGAAAAAUUUCCACUAACACACACACAAACAUCGAUCUUGCCAGUUGUUAUGUUUAUGGGGCCAAGGUGCUUAAAUGAAAGCUUAUGAUUGACACAAAAAAAGAAAAGCUUUUUGGCCUUAAUUCCAUAAAACUUAAACUUAAUCAUUACGAAGACAACUACAACAAAAUCCUUAGGUGCUUCCACGAAAUUUGGUAUUUGUAAUGCUCAGAAAGCUUUGAAAGUCAUUGUAAAAAACGUACUCCACACAUUGAAGCUUUUUCUGCUUAAUGCAAAAUUGCACAAAUCGCAAAAAAUAUACAUUAAUUUUAAUUUUCUUUGUUUAGUUUUUUAAUAUUUAUUUUUUCGACCCGAAAUUCUUUAUGUAUAAUUUUUUAUUUGUUUUUUUGAUUUUAUGAAUUUUUUUUAUAUUUUUUAUACAGACAAAAAAAACAUGAAAAAUUAUAUUAAGUUUUUAUUAAUAUAAGGCGUUUCUAUUAAUACACAAAUUGUACAUUUUUUAUACAAUAAAACGAAUAAAAAUUAAUUAUAUGAAUAAAAAAAU
This is a messenger RNA of Musca domestica (house fly), 5143 nucleotides long. Its product is annotated as serine/threonine-protein kinase WNK1. The record is from RefSeq and is a predicted model, not a curated record. Bases 709 to 4512 code for a protein of 1267 amino acids. Gene Ontology annotation, biological process: cell adhesion; extracellular matrix organization. Gene Ontology annotation, molecular function: cell adhesion molecule binding. The transcript has 6 exons. Gene Ontology annotation, cellular component: extracellular matrix. NCBI's taxonomy places the organism in Eukaryota, Metazoa, Arthropoda, Insecta, Diptera, Muscidae.